UAGUUAAGAAAUAAAAAUGAAGAUCGAAUGGGCACCACUUCGGGUUCCUCUGGAGCGUCGUCUCCAGAUAAUGGUUACGGCAUUCUUUACCUCUAUGCUGCCCAUUCUUCUGUCGGUUUCUUUUCUAUUGGUAGCUGGAUCUCUGAUCUAUGGAGGCCUCUUGCUGCGAAGUCUGAUUUUAAUGUACUUGGUUUACGUCUAUGUGCAUCACAAGAACACUCAAUCCGUUGUGGAUGAUAAUGGUUGGAUGAUAACUCGCACUAAUCGGUACCAUCGCUAUUAUCGGGACUACUUUCCCGUGGAGUUGGUUAAGACAGCCGAACUUCCCCCCAACAAGAACUACAUCUUGGCCAGCUUUCCCCAUGGUAUUUUAGGAACUGGCAUUGGUAUCAACAUGGGUGUGGAGAUCUCCAAGUGGCUGGAAUUAUUCCCACAGGUUCGACCAAAGCUGGGUACUUUGGACCAGCACUUCCAUGUACCCUUCAUGCGGGAGGUUAUCCGCUGCUGGGGAUUGGUAUCCGUCUCCAAGGAGGCCCUGAUCCGCAUGCUGAGCAAAUCAAAUGAUCCCAAGCAUGAGGAUAAUCGAGAUGGCUUCACCUCCAAUGCCGUGGCUAUUUUGGUCGGUGGUGCCCAGGAGGCCAUGGACUCGCAUCCUGGCCAGUACAUUUUGACCGUGAAGAGUCGCAAGGGUUUCGUCAAGAUGGCCAUUCGAACGGGGUCUUCUAUUGUGCCAUCGUUUUCCUUUGGUGAGGUGGACAUUUUCGAACAGGUGGCCAAUCCACCGGAUUCCUUACUUCGCCGGUUUCAGAAUUUUGUAAAGAAAAUCACCGGCGUUUCUCCGCUGAUUCCAGUGGGUCGUGGUUUCUUCAACUAUACCUUUGGAUUCCUGCCCUUCCGUCGACGAAUUGUUCAAGUUGUUGGUGCUCCCAUUGAUGUGGUAAAGAGUGAUCAACCCGAUCCUGAGUAUGUGGAAAAUAUUCAUGCACAGGUUAUCGAAGCUCUAGAGAAGUUAUUCAACCAACAUAAGGAUAAAUAUUUGCAGAACUCUGAAAAGGCCAAGCUGGUUAUACAGUAAUUGGAAAACACUUAACGAUUUUAUGAAAAGAAGAGAUUAUAAAGUUGCAUUUUUAGAGAGCUUUAGUUGUAAGACCUUGGAAUGUUAUUUAUUGUUUUAACUAAACCAACUGUAGCUUUGAUGUAAGCAUAAAGCAAUAUUAAUUUAGAAAGAAUAUAUAAAUUAAAUUGAA
Messenger RNA from Drosophila serrata, 1247 nucleotides. RefSeq names its product Diacylglycerol O-acyltransferase 2 (gene Dgat2). Lineage: Eukaryota; Metazoa; Arthropoda; Insecta; Diptera; Drosophilidae. The record is from RefSeq and is a predicted model, not a curated record. Gene Ontology annotation, biological process: triglyceride biosynthetic process. Gene Ontology annotation, cellular component: endoplasmic reticulum membrane. Gene Ontology annotation, molecular function: diacylglycerol O-acyltransferase activity.